CGUGCAGUCGAGCUCUAUGGCCAGUACGCUGUGGCCGGGAACAUGCUCCGCCUUCCUGAUGACGUUUACCGUUUUGGUUCGAGUUCCGGGCGUCAAUCCGGCAGCAGCACCCGGAACUUGAGCGUGUACUGGCAGGCAGAGCACGUUACCUGGGACCGGAGGUGUUGGCUGCUGGGCGCCGCGUCGGGGGACACAGAGAUGGGCAGCAACGUGCAGGGAGCAGCAUGAAGCUACGGCCAAGUUAUGAGCGGAAAUGUAGCAGCGAGGACAGUAAUUUAGACAGUAAGAAGACCCUCAUCAUGCAAACAAGCUCUGGACAUGACCAUCAGACUGGAAAUGACGGCUCUUCAGCCAGCCUUCCUUUUCCUGCUGCUCGUCCAGCAGCAGAAGGUUCCUGCAAUACAGGAGAUGUGGCAAUAAAUAUGCACCCAUCAAAUUCUGACAAUGGAACAAGGUCUGCCACCAAACAUGCCAGACCAACCAUACGUCUUCAGAGUCGACAUGGCCAUACACACUCUAAUUCUGAUGACGCGGGUGGGCAAGAAGAGUCAAAUAGCACAGACACAAGAGAACACGGCAACAGUAACUCAGAACUCCUGCAUGUCUAUCAGUGGCUGAAUAAAAGUUUUCCAUAUAUUUUAAUUUUUAGUGCCAAGCUAAUUGUUCAGCACAUGACAGGCAUUUCAGUUGGAAUUGGUCUGCUAACAACUUUUCUGUAUGCAAACAAAUGCAUUGUAAAUCAGGUUUUUCUAAGAGAUAAGUGUUCUAAAUUGCAAUGCAUUUGGAUCCUAUUAUUCUUGGCAGGUUCAUCAGUCCUUUUGUAUUACACCUUUUCUUCUCAGGCACUUUAUUACAGCUUGAUUUUCAUGAACCCAACUCUUGGACCUCUGCAAUUCUGGGAUGCUCUGUGGGUUGUGGGCAUAACAGAUUUUGUUGUGAAGUUUUUCUUCAUGGGCCUGAAGUGCUUGAUUCUGCUGGUGCCUUCUUUUGUGAUGUCACAUAAAUGCAAGGGCUACUGGUACAUGGGUUUAGAAGAGAUUGCACAGUAUUCCUGUAUAGUCGUUUCAACACCAGUUUGGUUCCGUUACCUGAUUGACUAUGGAGAUGAAACUAGUGGCGUUAAAAGACAUUUUGGUGUUUUGUUGGCUUUGCUCUACCUCAUCGUAAAACUUUGUAUUGUUUUUGGACAGUGGAAAGCAUUUGCUGAUAUGGUACGACUGUUUCUCACUCAGCCCCUUCGUGGAACGGCUGCAACCAAAAGACAGUGUUCAGAAGCUGGCAACGUCUGUGCAAUAUGUCAUGGUGAAUUCACCAAGCCAGUAGUAUUUAUAUGCCAGCACAUAUUCUGUGAGGAAUGCAUCUCCAUCUGGCUGAAUACAGAGAAGACCUGUCCUCUGUGCCGAACAGUGAUUUCCAGCCCUAUCCGCAAGUGGAAAGAUGGAGCCACAUCUCUACAAGUUCGCCUUUUCUAGUCUUACCUGUCUGUCUGUAUGCAUAUACUGCUGAACACCUUUCCAUCUUUGCUGUUGGAUUUGGGUUUUCUUUUUAAUUCAUAAAUUUGCUUUAUAUUAAAAAAAAAAAAAAAUUCUGACAAAUUAGAUUUUAGUGGAUUGCUUAUGAAGGUCUCUCCUAUAGCCAUUAAUAAGUUGGGUUUUUCUUUUUGAUUUUUUUUUUUUUCUUUUCCUUUCUGUUCUCCGUAUGCAAUAGUUGUUUAUACCGAAUGUCUGAAGUAAUUUUAUUUUCUAUGCAAAUUAAGGUUAUUUACCAACUAGCAGCAAAGUUCAUGCUUUCACUGGUGCUCUUUUAAAGCUAGCAAUAAAACCUAUUGCUCCAGUUAUCCUAGCAAGGCAUUGUGUAUGGUUGAUGCCUGUUUUAUUUACUUGCGUUCACUGCAUGUAAAUUCUUUUCGGUCAUUGCAGUGUCUCUCCUUUGUUAGGGAGAGAGACAUACUCUGUGUCACCACGGGCAUGUGACAUGCAGUGUGGCUGGUGCUUUCCCAGCAUCAGUGGCUAACCAGCCUUCUCAUCUCACUUUAAAUAGAUCCGAUGAAUUCAAGAAGACAACCUUUUUAAAACCUUUAAACCUUGCUGUUCUCUGUACUGACAUGUUUACAAUGCAAAAUGAAAUCACACUUAAAAAUGUUUUUAUAUACAUAAAUCAAUUAUGAAUUUUUGUAAAGUUUGUAUUAUUGUAUACAAAGCGCAAUGUUCUCUUGUUAAAUUGACCGUAGGAAAAAAAUAGGAAGACUUUCUCCAAAAAGGACAGUAAAUACAUUUAUAUAAAACAUAGGCAAUUUCAUUCAUGCCCGCAUCUGUUUGAGAGGCUGCUUCCUCCUAUUGAAAUGGUAAUAGGCACACACAUAUAAUAUGAUGCUGACUGGUCCUUACCUACCAAUCUUCCAAUCUAUUGAUAAUGCUAUGCAGUUUAUUGACAAAAAUCUAAAACAUAAGUAAGCCAAUACCAUUGAUUAAAUCAGUUCACACAUACAGUAUAUCAACAAAUAAUGCAGGUUUUUAGUGUAAACUUACCCUGACACUAAGGGGAAGACUAAUAAAAACAAGUCUAUACUACAGAUCUCAAAGUAUAUGUAUUUUGAUCCCACUCGGCUAAAACACUAUAGUUUCAGGUCGGUUAGGUAUGAGUGGGAUUAAGUGCCAUUGCAACGGUGUGGAAAUAAUGCCGGUUGCACCUUAUGCUGUGUCAUCUAAUCAUGGAGACUCAGGAUUUGUACACAACCUUGUGGGGCUGAGAAAAAAAAAUCAGCAAGAACACGGCUACAGUGAGUGCUGUAUAUGCGUGCACUUACUUGAGGAGUGAGCAUAAUUGGAUUGUAUCAAUCUCUAUAUAUCUUAUGUCUGUGCUUGCCAAUGGCGUGCACUGUCGGUAAAGUAUGUGCAUCGGCAUAAAAGAAAAUUCUACCAAAGUAGUAAUUUUUCCAGAUAGGAUAGACCAUAGUCGCGUAAGAGCAAUCCUCAAUGAAGCUCAUGAAGGCACACUGAUUAAAUUGGGGAGUUGGUAUCGGGAGACCGGCGUGUGGGACCCCGGAGGUCACCAUAUCAAUCCCGGCCGCUAGAAGGCCAGAAGGGGUGAGCGCAACGGGGCCCCUAGCGGGCUCGCUGCGCUCAUCAUGCAGCAGGCUCGGUGGAUCGCUGCGCUUGCCACAGGUUCUAUUCCCACUCUAUGGGUGUUGUGGGAAUGGUCGCUGUUAGUCGGCAUGCCGAUUGUCGGGCUGGCCAGAGAACGGGAUUCCGACGUCUGUAUAUUGACUGGCGGGAUCGAUCCUGACCGCAGGUCACAUGACUACAUCCCGAUAAAUCACUGGUAUAGCUGCUGAAUUCAGAGUGUCCUUAUUCUGUCCCACUUACUAGUUCAGGGUCCAGCGCCAGACUCCAAAAAGGCAAAACUGAUUGAUCCAAGGCCAAAGAGUCAGCGGAGGGAAAAUGUCUCAACACAUCCCAGCAACGUAGACACACAAUGCUGUAUCGGUGCACAAGUCAGUAGUCAACGUUCUCUCAAAGAGUGACUAUUAUAAGAGUAAAUAGUAGUAAUGGCAGUGUGACAUUAGUUCAUUCAUACAUCCAAUAAAUAAUAACCACUUUUCUUACUCAUUCCCUGUGCUGGAGAUUUCUUCAGAGGUAAAACACAAGUCCAAGUAACUGGGAAUCACAUUCCUGGUAAUAGCUACACAUUAUUUUGUAAACUUAUUGUGAAUCUGUGUGAGCUCAUUUAUUCUGUGCUAUUGUUUUAAUUAUGUUUUGAUUGCAAUAUGACUUGUGUUGAUAUUAACCAUAGAAGCAUCCACAGGAUCUGUUCAUUGAUAUUUAGGAGGCUGAAUAAUAAUCUGCUCUAUAUCAUGUCUAUUGUGUGUCUAUUAUUAAAUGGACAGCCUGGGACACUAAUGUAUUCGAGUUUCUAGUACUCCCCUCCAACACUUUUUAGGCGUUGGGUACUAUAACCUGAGAGAAGCUGACCAUUAACAUUGUGUUCGUGUUUUAUUACUAAUGUACAUUUCUGUGGUACCACCUCUAUAAAAACCAAAGCACAGCCAUGCUGAUUUUUCUUUCUAUUCUCUAAAGUUUGGAACUCUUUGUCUUUUGUUUGUCCUGAGUUGUCACAUUCAUGCUACUCUCUGGCAGCAUUUUAGGAGAUGGUUCUACGUAAAACUGCAGAAUGUCUAUUUUGGAUGGAACGAAUCCUUGCUUUACUAGCUGGCAUCCAGCCAACACAGAAUGUGUGCUUUCUCUUUACUAUCUAUGCUCAAUCUAGUUUCUAUUUAGACUACGAAUGAUGAUGAAGAAAUUGCUUUAUGCAAGUUGGGCAGGAUAUUUUAUAGUCAUUCUCGUUGCCCAUUUUGCGCGAGAAGAUAUUCUGUCUGAAUGAACUAAACUUGUGGAAAUUUACAAAAACAAUUUGUCUUUUUCAAUGCAUGUAUGGGGAUGUACAAAUUAUUUAUAAGAAGCAGUUUAAUAAAAUAUAUUUUUCCCUUUCAA
Pseudophryne corroboree (corroboree frog) is the source of this 4490-nucleotide messenger RNA. It is a transcript of the gene RNFT1, whose product is annotated as ring finger protein, transmembrane 1. Gene Ontology annotation, biological process: positive regulation of ERAD pathway. The record is from RefSeq and is a predicted model, not a curated record. Lineage: Eukaryota; Metazoa; Chordata; Amphibia; Anura; Myobatrachidae. Gene Ontology annotation, molecular function: ubiquitin protein ligase activity. The coding region runs from base 225 to 1472 and encodes 415 amino acids. Gene Ontology annotation, cellular component: endoplasmic reticulum. The transcript has 9 exons.